UAUGGACGCCGGUAUGGUCGCUGUGAGUUUAUCUACCUAUCACUGUUUCGCGUUUCCGUACCUUAACGAUCUUUUUUUCGUGACAGGAAUUUGAUAUACCUUAUAAUCUGUACCAGAAAGAGGGAGGUUUAUUCAGGGGGAUGUGUGAGGGGAGUAAUAUCACGUUGAAGGAUAUCGAGGCGAGUCGAUAUGGGAUGAUGGCAGAUGAGUACUCCCAGUGAAAAGUUGAGCUAUCAUAGUUCUGGCGUGUCCGAGAGUCUCUUCGAUAAGGAGUAAGUCGAGUCGGUCGGUAUCCCUCGCGCGAUUGUACGAAGCUAUGUUCUGCCCUCGUAACACGCCUACUCCUCUCUGAACCGCCCACCUCGUUGGUUGCCUUUGGCGCUGGGAAACAGGUUGAGGCCCAGGUGAAUCUUCAUAUCCGUGCAUUUCCGACCAUUAAGCGAUGUACGAUCGUCAAUCGUACAAAGAAUACGCGUUUGGGAAACCUGCUUUCCGUGCUGCGUCAAUCGCGCCGUCUGUCGUCUUUGAAGGACUUGUGUUAGACGAUAAGACCAACGUCCAAAGCGUCGUAGGCCAUGCGAACGUAACUUGCACAGCAAUAACGUCCGGGACGAUCGUCGUUGAUUCAAUUAGUUCAUGUGCAAUCGAGGCCAGAGAAAUCAUCGCUGCGGGUCUCGGAGCCGAAGACAUGAUCGAGGUUGGGAGGUUGGCAGAAGAAAGAGAGAUUACAAUGAAGAAGCGAGACGCGUACACGAAGCUUGGAGACGUGUCGGUGUUCAAGUCGGUAGGCGUCGGGGCACAGGACGUUGUUAUUGCGAGGUAUGUGGUGUCCAAGGCAGAGGAAUUGGGAUUUGGGAAGAUUGUGGAAGAUUUCCAUGUGUGA
Messenger RNA from Pisolithus orientalis, 883 nucleotides. RefSeq lists its product as uncharacterized. Bases 443 to 883 code for a protein of 146 amino acids. Gene Ontology annotation, cellular component: cytoplasm. The record is from RefSeq and is a predicted model, not a curated record. Lineage: Eukaryota; Fungi; Basidiomycota; Agaricomycetes; Boletales; Pisolithaceae. The transcript has 2 exons.